UACGUGAGAUAUAUUUUUAACACAGUCAUUAUAGGAAAAAUAAAAAUGGAGGUAUUGAACUUGACCGUGAUUUAUUCCUUAAUAACACUUAUAUUCGCGCAUGUAAGUGUUGGAAAUAUCAGUUUGAAGUCCGAAGUGAAACUUGUGCUUAAAGUGAAAAAUAAUGGAGAUAAUAACGACUUGUUUAGCCAUUUAUUUUCAUUGAACGUGACGCAGCACAAUCAGCUUACACCUUCAACGUACAUACUGAGAUACACCGGCUCUAGACGAAACGCCGCUUUACGACAGACACUUUCAAAAAUUAAAAGGCGUUAUGAUAAGAAGAUCUUGAAGUUGAUGCCUGUUAGAGUGUAUGCUGAUACUUUAAAACCCGUAGCUACAAACACAGGAUUUCUCACCAGCGAGAGGCAUCCAGAGAUCUAUACUAAUCUUGUUUGUGAACAUUACUAUGGAAUGGGCGUGGAGAAGGUGUGGUCACGUGGAUAUAACGGAAGUGGGGUCACGAUUGCAAUAACAGACGUCGGAAUUAACACUCAUCUUUCUGAUUUGAAGGACAAUUUGAACGAAACGCUUAGUUUCAAUUUUGUAGACAACAACAAUAAUGUUACACCUGAAUUUUUUUACAACAUUCCUGAAAAGGCAGCUUUUUUAACUGAUCACGGUAACAAGAUGGCUAGUAUUAUUGGUGCUAUUAAAGGUAAUAACAGAUGCAGCGCCGGAAUAGCACACAACGCUACCAUUAUAGCUCUGAAGAUCUUCAAUGUGAUCCUAAGCGGGUCUUCAUUAUUUGAACUAGAACCGAAACACUGGUCAGAUUCUGACAUUAUUUCAAGGGCACUUAACUACAAACCUAACACUAUUGACAUAUUUGCCAAUGCCUGGGCACCUGAUACACUAUUUGACAAACUUGAUGUAGCAACAAAAGAUGUGAUAAGUCAUGGGGCAUUCCACGGUCGUCACGGUCUAGGUACUAUCCAUGUUAUGCCAUAUUCACACAAUCACAGUGUCCAGUGUCGGUAG
Molecule: messenger RNA, 1020 nt
Organism: Ruditapes philippinarum (Manila clam)
Lineage: Eukaryota; Metazoa; Mollusca; Bivalvia; Venerida; Veneridae
Product: endoprotease aex-5-like
Exons: 8
Coding region: 46-1020 (324 amino acids)
Biological process (GO): protein processing
Cellular component (GO): membrane
Molecular function (GO): serine-type endopeptidase activity
Source: RefSeq, a predicted model, not a curated record